Messenger RNA from Odobenus rosmarus divergens (Pacific walrus), 5227 nucleotides. RefSeq lists its product as uncharacterized. The transcript is spliced from 14 exons. Bases 1 to 4950 code for a protein of 1649 amino acids. Lineage: Eukaryota; Metazoa; Chordata; Mammalia; Carnivora; Odobenidae. The record is from RefSeq and is a predicted model, not a curated record.
AUGGAUCCAAGGGCACAAAUUCAGGGAUCAGUGGUGUUCAGUGAUGUGUCUAUAGACUUCUCACAGGAGGAGUGGGAGUGCCUGGACCCUUGUCAGAGGGACUUGUACAGAGAUGUGAUGUUGGAGAACUAUAGCAAUCUGCUGUCAAUGGCAGGACUUUACAUUCCUAAGCCUCAAGUUAUCUCCUUAUUGGAACAAGGAAAAGAGCCCUGGAUGGUUGGCAGAGAGCUGACAAGAGGCCUGUGUUCAGAUCUGGAAUCAAUGUGUGAAACCAAGUUACUGUCUCUGAAGAAGGAAGUUUAUGAAAUAGAAUCUUGCCAGAGGGAGAUAAUGGGGCUUACAAAGCAUGGCCUUGAGUACUCCAGUUUUAGAGACAUUGUGGAAUAUAGAAACCACUUUGAAAAACAACUGGGAUAUCAAAGUGGGCAUUUCAGCCAAGAAAUACUCACUCAUGAAUACAUGCCCACAUUUAUUCAACAGACAUUCUUUACUCUACAGCAAAUAAUUAACAAUGAAGAGAAACCCUAUGAAUGUAAGAAAUGUGGAAAGGUCUUUAGUCAGAAUUCACAGUUUAUUCAACAUCAGAGAAUUCAUAUUGGUGAAAAAUCUUAUGAAUGUAAGGAGUGUGGGAAAUUCUUUAGUUGUGGCUCCCAUGUUACUCGACAUCUGAAAAUUCAUACUGGUGAAAAACCAUUUGAAUGUAAGGAAUGUGGUAAGGCUUUCAGUUGUAGCUCAUACCUUUCUCAGCAUCAGAGAAUUCAUACUGGUAAGAAGCCCUAUGAAUGUAAGGAAUGUGGGAAGGCCUUUAGCUAUUGCUCAAAUCUUAUUGACCAUCAGAGAAUUCACACUGGUGAGAAACCCUAUGAAUGUAAAGUAUGUGGGAAAGCCUUUACUAAGAGCUCACAACUUUUUCAACAUGUGAGAAUUCAUACUGGUGAGAAACCCUAUGAAUGUAAAGAAUGUGGCAAAGCUUUUACUCAGAGCUCAAAGCUUGUUCAGCAUCAGAGAAUUCAUACUGGUGAAAAACCCUAUGAGUGCAAGGAAUGUGGCAAAGCCUUUAGUAGUGGCUCAGCGCUUACUAAUCAUCAGCGAAUUCACACUGGGGAGAAACCCUAUGAUUGUAAGGAAUGUGGGAAAGCUUUUACUCAGAGCUCACAACUUCGUCAACAUCAGAGAAUUCAUGCCGGUGAGAAACCCUUUGAAUGUCUUGAAUGUGGGAAGGCCUUUACUCAGAACUCACAACUUUUUCAACAUCAGAGAAUACAUACAGAUGAAAAACCGUAUGAAUGUAGUGAAUGUGGAAAGGCCUUUAAUAAAUGUUCAAACCUUACGCGACAUCUGAGAAUUCACACUGGUGAAAAGCCCUAUAACUGUAAGGAAUGUGGGAAGGCAUUUAGUAGUGGCUCAGAUCUCAUUCGUCAUCAGGGAAUUCAUACUGAUGAGAAGCCCCAGGCUUGUGAGGUAUGUGGCCAGGGCUUCACUUUGCGCUCUGUGCUGGCACGACACUGGCAGGACCAUGCAGGAGACAAGGCCUAUGUGUGUGACACAUGUGGCUGGGGUUUCAGCCAGAGAGCCAACCUCUACCUGCACCAGCGCGUCCAUACUGGGGAAAAACCAUUCCGGCGUGAGGCCUGUGGGAAGCAGUUCGGCCAGAGCAAGGAUCUGGGCAUCCACCAGAGGGUCCACACGGGAGAGCAGCCCUACAGGUGUGGGGCUUGUGAGAGGAACUUCAGGCACCGUUCAGCCCUCGGGAGACACCAGAGGGUGCACACAGGGGAGAAGCCCUGUCUCUGUGCCAUGUGUGGGAAGGGGGUUCAGUCAGAGUCCACCUGCAGAUGCACCAGAAGGGGGUCUCCAGCGCCGAGUGCAAAUCUCCUAGACGAUUCAGCCAACAGCGCGAAAGAUGAUUGCAAAGUCAGGGUGAAGCGCCCAAAGGAAGCGUUCUUGCCUGGACCUCCGCAAGAAACCUUUGUUACUCUUUGUAGGCGGGUCGGCCAUACCUGCAUUCUUCCUUUCUUCCUCGGUGUUGCUUUGAAACCGAGUCCGGUGUAUUUAAUCGUGUUUCCCAUUGGCCACUGUUUCCGGAAGCCCGCCCCCACGCGAAGGCACAGGCAAGCGGGAGGCCGGAAGAAGCUGUGCAAGCAGAUGGGGCUGAACAUGGUUCCAGAUCCUUACGUUGGGCUGGGAGGAGACCGCCGGACGAGGGACGUUCGGGUCCGCCCUGCGUGCCUGGGAAUUCGGCUGUCGCGACGGCGCGAGUCGGGACUCGGGCUGGAAACCCGAGCGGUUAAACCUCCAGCUCUUUCUGGUUUCCAGCCAGACUGGGUGGGCGCCCGCGCAGAGGCUGAUCCACAGGGUUUCCGACCUCCGACUGGCAGGGUCUUGGUAUUAAAGAUCUCCAGAUUAAUUUUAGAGUUAAACCGGAAAAUUGGAAUGCAUAAAUUUAGAGAAAAUAGCCUUGGCGUUCCCCGUGCGGAUUGGCGCACCAAGGCCGGUGUCGCUCCUAUCCCGGAGUCCCAACAGAGCGUUCACUCCACUGCUUCGUUCCGCAAGAUCUUUGCCCUGAGCUGCGCCCACUCGCCCCAUUCCGGACCCUGGUUUCUGCUCCUGGAAGGGCACACAGUGCGGAGCCUUGGCGUGGGUUACCCCAACUCACCCGUGCCGCUGAAGGUCAGCGCGCACAGUCUGUCCACCCGCCUCCGUAACACCGGCGGGGCGCCAGGACCACAUUUUCUAGAAUCUUCGGGCAUUUCUGCGACUCUCUCGUGGUCCGCGAGAUCUCAUUGGCCCUCGGAGAAGAAACAUGUGCACCUUGCGCCGGAGCACUUCCGGUUGGUGGGUCCCGCCCACACGGUGGUAGGCGGCGGGGUAGGCCUCCCUAUUCGGUCGUUCCCACACUUCUACGCUUGGUUCCCGAGCCUCAGCCUCAGGAUCAGCAACGUGCACCCCGCGUCACGUCUAUCUUCUGAGACCUUGCCCUUCUCCGGGGACAGCAUUCAGGAGACCAGGAAAAUGGCCACGGGGCUCCUGAAAGCCAAAAAAGAGGCAUUCGUGGCAUUCAGGGAUGUGGCUGUGGACUUCACCCAGGAGGAGUGGAGGUUGCUGAGCCCAGCCCAGAGGACCCUGCACAGGGAAGUGAUGCUGGAGACCUACAAUCACCUGGUCUCACUAGAAAUUCCAUUUUCCAAACCAAAACUCAUUUCUCAGCUGGAGCAAGGGGAAGAGCCCUGGAUAGAGGAGAGACAGCAUCCACUGGGCCUCUGUCCAGGAUCAAAGCUAAACAUUCAACCUUGUCCCCACUACCCACUGGCAUUCGCUAGUCAGCAAGGCCUCAGCCAGCAUGUGUGGUUCAGUCACCUUCCUCAGCUCUUCUCAAGUUUAUGUGCAGGAAACCAUCUCCCCCCGGGGAAGCACUAUCCAGAAGAUCAAAACCAGCAGCAGAAGCAACUCUUUGGUCAAACUUGCUGGAGUGACAAAGCAGAAAUUCAAGAGACAGAAGAAGACUCGAAGCCCUUGUUGGAGAGAGUAAGCAAAAGAGGCACUUCAGAGGCGUUGUCCAGCCCACGGCAAGAACAGCCAGUAAGGUCCAAGCAAGACGACACAGCGAUGGAUACAGGGCCCAGCCAAGACCAGAGGACAGUCCUUGGGGGAACAGACAAAGUGUUGCAUGGUGUAGAAGUCUCAGGAUUUGGAGCAAUCAAAUAUGGGGAGUUUGGCCUGGGCUUUAUGAGGGAGUCAAACCUGCUCAGCCUCCAGAAGAUGCACACAGGGGAGACACCUUACGUGUACUCCGAGUGGGGACAGAGCUUUAGCAAUAUGUCAACCCUCAUCAAAAACCAGAGGACACCCUCUGGGGACAAGCCUUAUGUGUGCAAGGAGUGUGGACGAGGCUUUACCUGGAAGUCAAACCUCAUCACACACCAGAGGACACACUCAGGGGAGAAACCUUAUGUGUGCAAGGAGUGUGGACGAGGCUUUACUUGGAAGUCAAACCUCUUCACACACCAGAGGACACAUUCAGGGGUCAAGCCGUAUGUGUGCAAGGAAUGUGGGCAGAGCUUUAGCCUGAAGUCAAACCUUAUCACACACCAGAGGGCACACUCGGGGGAGAAGCCUUAUGUUUGCAGGGAGUGUGGGCAUGGCUUUCGCCAGCAUUCACAUCUCAUCAGACAUAAGAGGACACAUUCGGGAGAGAAGCCGUAUGUGUGCAGGGAGUGUGAGCAAAGCUUUAGCCAGAAGUCACACCUCAUUAGGCACUUAAGGACACACACAGGAGAGAAGCCUUAUGUAUGCACAGAAUGUGGGCGCCAUUUUAGCUGGAAAUCAAACCUCAAGACACACCAGAGGACACACUCAGGGGUUAAACCUUAUGUGUGCCUGGAGUGUGGGCAGUGCUUUAGCCUGAAGUCAAACCUCAGCAAACACCAGAGGUCACACACAGGGGAGAAGCCAUUUGUGUGCAGGGAAUGUGGGCGGGGCUUUACCAGGAAAUCAACCCUUAUCACACACCAGAGGACACACUCAGGGGAAAAGCCAUUUGUAUGCAGGGAGUGUGGGCGAGGCUUUAAUGAUAAGUCAACCCUCAUUUCACACCAGAGAACACAUUCAGGGGAAAAGCCUUUCAUAUGCAGGGAGUGUGGUAAAAAGUUUAGCCAGAAGCCAAACCUCUUUAGGCACAGGAGGGCACACUCAGGUAGCAUACCCUUUGUGUGCAGGGAGUGUGGGCAAGGCUUUUGUGAUAAGUUAACUCUCAUCACACACCAGAAGGCACACUCAGGGGGGAAGCCUCACGUGUGCAGGGAGUGUGGGCAAGGCUUUAGCCGGCAGUCACACCUUAUUAGACAUCAGAGGAUACAUUCAGGAGAGAAGCCUUAUAUUUGUAGGAAGUGUGGGCGAGGCUUUAGUCGGAAAUCAAACCUCAUCAGACAUCAGAGGACACACUCAGGAUAGAAACCUUGUAUGUACGAGUGUAGUGAAAUCUUUAACCAAGACUCAUACCUCAUGAAAUGCCAGAAGUCACACCUAGGGCUGUGGCUUUAGCAGUAAGUCAACCAUUGCCAGACACCAAAGUGGAGACAUCUUAUGUGUGACAGGAGUGUUCACGAGCCUCAUGGUAAGAGUCAACAUCUCCAGGCCACAUGAAGGAGAACUGCUGGCUCAUUUUCAGGAGCUCUGGCAUUCCCUGGUGGGGGGGGUGGGUUGUGGAAGAUCUGUCAGGUAACGUGAU